AUGGUGUAUGGAUGUUUGGUUGAAGUUGCCAGACUCUCAAGCUCGACAGAUUUCAUCAAAGCAUCGUGCAGAACCACUCAGUACCCUGCACUCUGUGUCCAAAGCCUUGCAGCAUACACAAGUGCAAUAAGGCAAAGUGAAAGGCAACUAGCUCAAACUGCCUUGACAGUGAGCCUAGCCCGGCUGCGGUCUGCCGCGUCCUUCGUGGCAAAGCUAACUAGGGUUAGGCAGAUUAAGCCUAGGGACAAUGUGGAGACAUGGGUUAGUGCUGCAUUCACUGAUGAAGGCAUUUGCCUUGAUGGGUUUUGAUGUCGUUUUAUGGAUGGGAAUAUAAAGAAUGCUAGAAGAAGGGUCAAUAAUGUUGCUCAGGUCGCUAGCAAUGCAUUGCCACUUGUUAAAUGACUAAAAAUAAUAUGAUAUUUAAUAUAAUAUAAUAAUUAAAAAGAGAAUAAUGUAGGAAUAAUGAUUAUAAUUUUGUAACAUAUGAGGAAUAUACUUAUCAUUUAAAGUUUUCAUAAAUUGACACUAAUUACAAUGCU
Molecule: messenger RNA, 539 nt
Organism: Pyrus x bretschneideri (Chinese white pear)
Lineage: Eukaryota; Viridiplantae; Streptophyta; Magnoliopsida; Rosales; Rosaceae
Product: pectinesterase inhibitor 7-like
Exons: 3
Coding region: 1-309 (102 amino acids)
Biological process (GO): negative regulation of catalytic activity
Molecular function (GO): enzyme inhibitor activity
Source: RefSeq, a predicted model, not a curated record